Messenger RNA from Macrobrachium nipponense, 3065 nucleotides. RefSeq names its product gastrula zinc finger protein XlCGF57.1-like. The record is from RefSeq and is a predicted model, not a curated record. NCBI's taxonomy places the organism in Eukaryota, Metazoa, Arthropoda, Malacostraca, Decapoda, Palaemonidae. The transcript is spliced from 2 exons. Gene Ontology annotation, molecular function: RNA polymerase II cis-regulatory region sequence-specific DNA binding; DNA-binding transcription factor activity. The coding region runs from base 164 to 2077 and encodes 637 amino acids. Gene Ontology annotation, biological process: regulation of transcription by RNA polymerase II.
GAUGACAACUUUCUUUGGGCGUUGUAUAUUGACAUUCAUUGGAGUCGUGUUAGACGUUUUCACUUCAUCUGUCAAAAUUUCACUAAUUCUAUGAGCGACAAGUAAAUGGAUAUGGAAGCACUAUUGGAAUCAAGCUUUAAAACAUCUUCGGAGACUUCAUAAAAUGGAGGUGGAAAGCUGUUCUAAUCUGUCUGAAACUGUAUGUGAAAGCAGUACUUUUAAAAGUGGAGACCUUGAAAGUUCAAAUGUGAGUAAUACAAGUGUGAUUCCUAAGUCUUCAGGUAGUACAGAAGCAGAUAAACUUUUGGAUAAUGACAACAUAAAAACUGGUAUUGAAAUUUUCAAUGACGAGACAGUUGGAAGUAGUGAUUUGGUGUUUCCUCCAGAAAGCUUAACUGCAGACCCAAUUCUUACAAAUGCUUGUGAUACCAAUAACUUUCAUAUAGGCAAAAAGUCAUUUGCUUGUCCAUAUUGUGGGGAAUUAUAUGACCGAAAAUGUAAUCUCACACUUCACGUCAGAGGCCACUUUAAAGCCAAGAAAGUGCAUGUAUGUCAACUAUGUAAAAAGACAUUUACCAGAAAAUGCUAUCUUGACAAUCACUUGAAAGCUCAUUCAGGUGAGAAGAAUUUCUCCUGUAAUGAAUGUGGGAAAAAGUUUACUUUUAAGUGGAAUUUGACUGCUCAUACCUUAGUUCAUACUGGAGAGAAACUGUUUAAAUGUGAAUAUUGUGGGAAGCAUUUUGCUCGAAAGCAUGAGUUAAUAGUUCAUAGUCGAUCUCACACAGGGGAGAAAAAAUAUUCAUGUGAACUUUGUGGAAAAUCAUAUGUACAUAACAGUAGUCUGCUUUUGCAUAUCAAAACUCACACAGGGGACAAAAAAUAUGAGUGUGAAAUAUGUAGUAAGAAGUUUGCGCAGAAAUGUCAUCUCCGUGAUCACACAAGAAUGCACACAGGAGAAAAAAAGUUUUCUUGUGAGGAGUGUGGUAAGAAGUUUGUUCAGAAAAGUCACCUCAAUAGCCAUCUCUACACCCAUUCCAAUGGAAAGAAAUUUUCAUGCGAUAUUUGUGCCAAAGAAUUUACACUGAAGUCUUCACUUCUGGCUCAUUCCAAAAUUCAUACAGGAGAGGUGAAUUUCUCUUGUGAACAUUGUGGCAAGAGUUUUUCAAAUAACUAUCGUUUGAAACGUCAUAUAAGAAGCCACAGGGGUGGGAAAGAUUAUAACUGUAAGGUGUGUGGUAGGAGUUUCCAGCGACUACACAGUCUCAGUAUUCAUCUCAAAAUUCAUGAUAAUCCAGGGGAAACAUUUCCUUGUGAGGACUGUGGAAGAGUUUUUCACAGAAAAAUAUUGCUCCAAACUCAUACAAAAGUUCGUUCUGGGGACAAAAAGCUAAUAUGUAAAGUGUGUGGGCAGAGCUUCUUUAGGAAAUGUGAGUUUUUCACUCACAGUAAGACUCAUCCUGGAGAAAAGCCAUAUGGAUGUGCUAAAUGUGGAAAGAAAUUCUUUCAUAAGAGAAGUCUUACAGCACAUGAGAAAAGAGUUCAUAUUGGUAAAAAUAAUUUAAUCACUUGUGAAGAUUGUGGGAAAAAAUUUGCAAAAACUCCUGGUGACCCUGUAGAGAAGACCCAGUGCAGAAAGUGUGAAAAAAAGAAAAUAGACCAUUCCUCAAACUAUCAAAUACCAUUUGUUGGCAUUUUAACAGAAAUUGAGUGUAGUGUCUGUCAAGAAAUAUUCCCAGAUGAAAUGCAAAUGAAAGAGCAUUUUCUUCAAAAUCAUACUGAGUAUGCCACAGGAGAUUCCAUUGAAUCUCAGUCUACCAGACAGUUGGACGAUGAGAAGGCGAAUCCUUUGACCUGUGAACAAAGUAAUGAGUUGUCAGAUUUACAGAUAAAAAAAGAGAAGAUAUCAGAAGAAACUGAACAGACUGUACCGAUUGCUUGCAAUAAUAUUAAAAUAGAAAAGAAUCUGUUAUCUGGCAUAGAGGCUGAGGAGUUGGAAGGUGAUCAUAAUAAUUAUGACACUGUAAAUGAAAGUUUUGUAGCAGUGGAUUUUAUCAAGCAGGAGAAAAGCAGUGAGUGAUGUGGAAGUCCAGUAUUGUUGCCUUGUUUUCAUGUUGAAAUCUGUUUUUCUGCAUUUCAUUACCAAAAUAUUUAACAUUAUAGUCAUGUUAAGAUCAGCAGCUCCUGUAGCAUAUGGUAGAACAUAGAGAUAUGUUACAGUAUGUACAUAUAUGAACAUUAUCGUAGUGCAUUAGAAUAAGUAGUUUUUGUGAAAUGCAAAUGUCUUUUUAUAUACAUGUAUAUCAUCUUCAUUUCUUUAGGCCAUGUUUACAGGUCAUGAAGUUACUAGAGGUAUUAGUGGUUGAUGAGCAGAAAUGCAAGCAUUUUCAGUUGAGGCUAACUUAAGAAUGGAAAUUCUUGGUAAUUUCAUUAUGAACUAGGGGAACUUCUUGUUAGUUUGCUUGAUGGUAUAUAGAUUUUCCACUGAAAACUUUUAUAGAAAAGGAAGAAUAAAUUAAUUUGAUAGAUAAUCUUAAAGAUAGGGUUAGCCUCCCAGUGUAUUUUUUUAAUAUGAAAGGCACAACAAAUAGUUUAAAUUUCUCAAGUUGGAGUCGACUUUACAGUGGUCGCCUUUCAUUCACUAUGUAUUUAGGCUGUAUGUUGAUAACCUAAUUUUAUGUAACCACUGUGGUGUUGAAAAAAUUUCAGGCAGCUUUUGGAUGCAGUCCUGCAAUUUGGCUCUUGAGCAGUAGUAACAUAUAAGAGGACUUACAUGGAUAUAUAUUUGGAUACACAUCACCCAUGAACCAGGCUCACAUUGAAAGAUUUUUCAGAGUAACUUUAAAAUUGUUAAAAGGUUUUAAGUAUCUAAAAAAUUUAAGUUAAUCCAUGGUAUUCAUCUGGUGUGAGAGUUUUGGUAAUAAUAUUGCUGAUUGCAGCACCUUGGUGGUAGAAAAUAAAGAUGACAAAUUUGUGAAGCCUAAGUUGUUCCGACACGGCAUACAAACCUUCGGUCCUUUUACAAUAGGAAGGUACUAGCGGCAGCUGGAUAGGUCGUAAGCUUUCGA